AUGGGAACACGUAUCUGGGGGAACGCGACGCCGGGGGAACGCGACGCCGGGGGAACGCGACGCCGGGGGAACGCGACGCCGGGGGAACGCGACUCCGGGGGAACGCGACUCCGGGGGAACGCGACUCCGGGGGAACGCGACUCCGGGGGAACGCGACUCCGGGGGAACGCGACUCCGGGGGAACGCGACUCCGGGGGAACGCGACUCCGGGGGAACGCGACUCCGGGGGAACGCGACUCCGGGGGAACGCGACUCCGAGGGAACGCGACUCCGAGGGAACGCGACUCCCAAGGAACGCGACUCCCAAGGAACGCGACUCCCAAGGAACGCGACUCCCAAGGAACGCGACUCCCAAGGAACGCGACUCCCAAGGAACGCGACUCCCAAGGAACGCGACUCCCAAGGAACGCGACUCCCAAGGAACGCGACUCCCAAGGAACGCGACUCCCAAGGAACGCGACUCCCAAGGAACGCGACUCCCAAGGAACGCGACUCCCAAGGAACGCGACUCCCAAGGAACGCGACUCCCAAGGAACGCGACUCCCAAGGAACGCGACUCCCAAGGAACGCGACUCCCAAGGAACGCGACUCCCAAGGAACGCGACUGUGCUCUGA
Molecule: messenger RNA, 615 nt
Organism: Schistocerca nitens (vagrant locust)
Lineage: Eukaryota; Metazoa; Arthropoda; Insecta; Orthoptera; Acrididae
Product: eukaryotic translation initiation factor 3 subunit A-like
Exons: 1
Coding region: 1-615 (204 amino acids)
Source: RefSeq, a predicted model, not a curated record